Molecule: messenger RNA, 1662 nt
Organism: Physeter macrocephalus (sperm whale)
Lineage: Eukaryota; Metazoa; Chordata; Mammalia; Artiodactyla; Physeteridae
Gene: CASP2
Product: caspase 2
Exons: 8
Coding region: 533-1324 (263 amino acids)
Biological process (GO): proteolysis; regulation of apoptotic process
Molecular function (GO): cysteine-type endopeptidase activity
Source: RefSeq, a predicted model, not a curated record
GGGGAGGGAUGCGGAGGACGCGAGGGCUCGCGGUUUGUUUGGGUUGUGGGCGGUGCGCGCACAGCCCGGGAAAAGCGGGAAAUGGCGGCGCCGAGCGGGGGACCUCGGUCCGCCCUCCAGCAAAAGGGGCUGAUGACCGCUGAUAGGGGGCGCAGACCCAGGUGAUGAAUUGAGGACUUUGGAACCAGAACCUGCAGAAGGACACAGAAUCAAGACUUAAGAAUCGCCUUUGUGUCCUUUUCUCCAGCCCCUCCCCCCUUUCCCGAUGUGUCCUAAAGUUCUAGGUGAUUGUGGUUACUUUUGGAAAGUCCACCUUUGAGACUCUCCCCGUAGUAUGGAAUCCUGCAAGGAGCAGAUAUUUCCCCUCGUCAGACCAUUCAUCUCAGAAGAUGGUCUCAGUUGAACAUCCUCCAUAAAGGAUUGUAUAUCAUUUCCUCACGAUCAGUGUGUUACUGCUUAAUACUUCCCAUGAUUCUAAGCACGUUCAACAAGAUAUGUCUCAUUUUAGUUAUCGAUAUUGGGAGUGUAUGGCAUGCAUCCUGACCACCAGGAGGCUCUGAGAAAGAACCGAGUGGUGCUAGCCAAACAGCUGUUGCUGAGCGAACUGUUAGAACACCUCCUGGAGAAGGACAUUAUCACCUUGGAAAUGAGGGAGCACAUUCAGGCCAAGGUGUGCAGUUUCAGCCAGAAUGUGGAACUCCUCAACUUGCUGCCCAAGAGGGGCCCCCAGGCUUUUGAUGCCUUCUGUGUGGCCCUGAGGGAGACCAAGCAGGGUCACCUGGAGGACCUGUUGCUCACAACCCUGGCUGGUCUUCAGCACAUACUCCCACCGCUGAGCUGCGACUACAACUUGAGUCUCCCUUUCCCGGUGUGUGAGUCCUGUCCCCCCCGCAAGCAGCGCCGCCUGUCUCCAGAUACAGUGGAACACUCCCCAGACCAUGGGGAUGGUCCUCCCGGCCUUCAGGUGAAGUCUUGCAGUCCUGAGUUUUAUCAAACGCACUACCAGCUGGCCUAUAGGUUGCAGUCUCGGCCUCGUGGCCUGGCACUGGUGCUGAGCAACGUGCACUUCACUGGAGAGAAAGACCUGGAAUUCCGCUCUGGAGGGGAUGUGGACCACAGCACUCUAGUCACCCUCUUCAAGCUCUUGGGCUACAAAGUUCAUGUUCUUCUUGACCAGACUGCACAGGUACCCGAGGCAGGACAUGCUGACAUGUGCAUUAGAGAAUGGGACAACACUUGGGGGCCAGAAAUGUCCACGCUCCUCUGCCUGCUGGGUUGUGCCUUACUAGAGUUAUGUUCUCUCCCUACCUUUUACUUGCUGUGAUCUGCCUCCCAUCUUGCAAUCUAGUUUAAAAAAAAAAAAGGGGGCCUCCCUGGUGGCGCAGUGGUUGAGAAUCCGCCUGCCGAUGCAGGGGACGUCCCACGUGCAGCGGAGCAGCUAAGCCCGUGCGCCACAGCUACUGAGCCUGUGCUCUAGAGCCCACGAGCCACAACUACUGAGCCCGCCUGCCGCAACUACUGAAGCCCGUGUGCCUAGAGCCCGUGCUCCGCAACAAGAGAAGCCACUGCAGUGAGAAGCCCGGAUACCGCAACGAAGAGCCGCCCCCGCUCGCCGCAACUAGAGGAAGCCCGCGCGCGGCAACAAAGACCCAACACGGCCAA